This is a messenger RNA of Nezara viridula (southern green stink bug), 426 nucleotides long. The record is from the annotation of a GenBank genome assembly. Lineage: Eukaryota; Metazoa; Arthropoda; Insecta; Hemiptera; Pentatomidae.
AUGUUCAAUAGACGCCAUGUUCAAGAGGAUGAUCCUGACAGAACCUCUCUACGGCGCAAGAAGAAGAGGGAGACAAAAACUAAGAUGGUCAGACGACACUGUCAAGAGACUUGCCACACGGCAAGAGAUUCAAGGGGUGUCCUGGGAGUCAGGAGCUGGAUGAUGGCCGCACAGAACAGAGAUGACUGGAGGAAGCUAAUCUAUUUACGAGUGGCGCAGACAUGGGCGGCAGUGGUCUGGGAAUUCUCAGCAAGCCGGGACGGAAAGGCAGCACUAUUAGUUCAAUCGAUCCGCCGACCCCCUAUAGUAGAUUUAGCGCGCCGCGCCUCUUCUGAACAAACAAAUUAUUUGUACACAUCCACUCAAUGCGUCGUAGGUCCCUUCCAAGUGGAGUGGGGGCACACUGUGGCGGUGAUCAAAGAAUGA